GUCGGCAGCGGGAGGAGUUCCGAGCUGAGAGCUUGGGGAACCCUACUCUAAAAGGGGACUAGGGAGUCUGUGGCUUGGGGACGGGGAGUCUUGGGAGAGUGACUUGGGUUGGUCGGAGUUUAAUGCGGACCGGGGUUCCUGGGCACAUCCCUGCUGGCACAGACACACGAGAUGCCACCCUCGCCAAGGAAAUCGAUCAAGGAGCGCGAGCUGUUCUCCUUAACCUCAUCUCUACCAUGCGGCUCGUGGCUGAAGGUAGUGCUGUGCAGCCACAUGCGCUAUCUAUGGAUGGUGCUCAUGGCCCUCACUGUGCUCUGUGUGGCCAUACAGAUCCUAGGAGUCGUCUGGCAAUCCAGGAACGAUAAGAUGUUAAGCGAGAAGCUCCUGAAUGUGCAAUUCACCAUCAAGAUCCAGAGAACGCUCCCGACGGAGCAGAGGGACUGGGUACGCUUGCGCUCUUCGCACACCCCUGUCGUAGAAGAGGAAGUGAGGUCACAGGAGGAAGGAGCUCCUAAACAACGGGCCAAAGGGAACCAGAAGGCAGCAGAACAUCAACAUGGCAUAGAUGAGACAGGGGUGGAGAGGAGAGUCCAGGAGCAUCACCAACACCUACAGCUCUCAAACACUGUCAAUAAGGUCAAAUACUCUAGGAAAGAGGCAAGGGGGAAAGUUUCAGCAGUAAAGGCAACCCUGCCCAAAGUUACACUGGGUAAUGAUAAGUUGCAUUUGGGGGUUCCUGGGUCUGUGGUUCUCCAGCUGGGCCACCCAGCUAUCAGAGCAGUAUCCACCCUGCCUCACAAACCUCCCCAGCUCCCCUCAACCAAUCAGCUGAAGAGUAGAAACAGCCCUGCCACUUUAGGCACCAACUCUGUAGUUGCCGGGGUGAUAAGCGAUUUAAAUCCGGAAGUCGCCACCGCCACCUGUCGGCCGAAGAACCAUAUCGUCUUUCUCAAGACGCACAAAACGGCCAGCAGCACCAUCCUGAACAUCUUAUAUCGCUAUGGCGACAGCCGCAAUCUGACCUUCGCCCUUCCGCUGAACAAGCACAGCCAGCUAUUCUAUCCCUUCUUCUUCGCCUCACACUUUGUGGAGGGAGUGAGGAGCCGCAGUGUCAAAGAGUUCCACAUUAUGUGCAACCACAUGAGGUUCAGACCACCAGAGGUGAGGAAGGUGAUGCCCAAGGACACGUUUUACUUCUCCAUCCUGAAGAACCCCGUUGCGAUGAUGGAGUCCAUCUUCACCUACUACAAGAGCAUCCCCGCCUUCCACAAGGCCCACAGCCUGGACGACUUCCUUGACAAUGGUUGGCGUGAUUACAACACGUCCCUGCCCAACAACCAUUACGCCCGUAACAUCCUGACCUUUGACUUUGGCUUCGACAACAACGUCGCCACAGAGACGCCCGGAGACCUGGAGACGCGGGCCGCCACAGCCAUUGGCGCCAUUGAGCAGGACUUCCACCUCAUCCUCAUCUCAGAGUACUUUGACGAGUCCAUGAUCCUGCUCAAGCGCGCCCUCUGCUGGUCUCUGGAUGACGUCGUCUCCUUCAAGUUGAACAGCAGGAGCGAGCGCGCACGUCACAUGCUCUCCCCGCACACUGCCGACAAGAUCAGAGCCUGGAACGGCCUUGACUGGCGGCUUUACCUGCACUUUAACUCCACCUUCUGGCGACACGUGGACACUACGGUGGGGCGUGAGGAGAUGAGGCGGGAGGUGACUCGGCUGCAGGAGCGACGUGCCGAGCUAGCCAAAACCUGCCUGAAGGAUGGUGGUGCAGUGGACCCGUCGCAGGUGAAGGACGCCGGGCUGAAGCCCUUCCAGUACGGGGCAGCCAUAAUCCAGGGCUACAACCUGAACCCUGGGCUGGACGGGCCCACCAAAACACGCUGUCAGAACCUGGUCACUCCUGAGCUGCAGUACACAGACACUCUCUACACCAAGCAGUUCCCUGAGCUUGCCGCCAGGCAGAGACAGGCCGCCAAACUGGCUGCCUCACAGCGUCAGCCUGGUCCAGCCAAGGUCAGCCCGAACAAAGCAGCCAUGCCUGGGCCGGUGAGGGUGAGGGAGGCCCGACACAGUAGGACAGCCAGGAGUGGACCCAGAAACCCUAAUGCUCAGAACCAAAAUGACCUACCCCCAAGUGCCCUGUCUAAAAUCACUGCAGCUAGAAGUGACAGAAACAUGCCUUGAUGGGGGGGCUCUUUCAACACAGACUAUGGGACUAGUGGGAUGAUCCACAGGAGCUCAUUGCUGCUAAGUACUGUUUUUUAAGCUGAACAGCCAAUGGCUAUGUUUUGUCUGUGCAGUGAGGACGUUUCGCUGCACAUUAUGCUUACUCUGGCUGGCUGCAGUGCAUAGGACCAGUUGACUGACUUUGGCUGCACUAGGAUAAGCUCUAGUGUUUCUACCCAACGAUGCUGGACCUGUGUGGGUGGAGGGGAUGGAGUUGGGGGAGGAAGAGGAGGAAGAGUAGGAAGGAGAGGGAGAGUGCACCUGGGGUGACUAUCCUGCCUUGACUGGUUAGACUGGAAGUAGCCUUCGUGGCACACAUCUCCUAAACCCUCUCAUCUAAUCUCUCCCCUUGAUCUUGUCACACACACUGAGGUUUAGAAUUUGAACCCUUGGGGUGUACUAUAGUUUCAAUGGGACAUACUUGGUCCCAUUGAUUAAAUUGAUUGGGGUUGGGUAAGGCCUGUAGUACAGUCUGUCUGCUAACACCAAAAGACAAGCAAUACCUCCACUUUACCGUAUGUGCUCUCAUUUAGACAGGAAAUAUCUCAGGACUCAUUUCUCUGAGUUGAUCUAAACUUUACUCAGAGAUAAGGUGGCUCAAUUUGGAGGUGAAUAAAAUACAUGAUGCUAUGGUAAACAUGUAGACAUCAGAGGAGGCUGGUGGGAGGAGAACGGGCUCCUUGUAAUGGCUGGAAUGGAAUCAAUGAAAUGGUACCGAAUACAUCAAACACAUGGAAACAGCGUGUUUGACUCCGUUGCGUUGAUUCAAUUCCAGCCAUUAGAAUGAGCCCGUUCUCCUAUAGCUCCUCCCACCAGCCUCCUCUGAUAAACCCAUUUCCCUUAAACAUCUUCUUCAAGAUGUAAUAACAGAAAUACCGUUACAGAAUGUUUAACUCAAGAGCACAUCUCAGCUCUUUCGAUACCACCUAAAGAGAGCCAGAGCUUCUAACAUUCUGUAAUAAUAGAUUUGUACAUAAACUCUCAUGCAGAUAGCAGAAAGUUCCUAGAAUUUCCUCAUCCUUUUAGGUUUGUAACAGAGAGAUUCAGUUACUAAAGGUAAUUCAGUAACUGAGCGAUUCAGUUACUAAAGGUAAUUCGGUAACAGAGCGAUUCAGUUACUAAAGGUAAUUCGGUAACAGAGAGAUUCAGUUACUAAAGGUAAUUCAGUAACUGAAAGACAUUCAGUAGGCCACUGUGGAAAAAGAUUCAGUUACCAAGACGUAGCAAUGGAGCUCUCGAUUCUCACUGAGAUGGGAAACACAUUCAAAUAUUAUAUUUCUUAGAAGACCAAAUGAUUAGUCUCUUUAAAUUAAAGUGUGCUUUUAAAUCAUACUGCGCUUUAGUGUAAAUAUACAGUACCAGUCAAAGGAUUGGACACACGUACUCAUUCCAGGGUUUUUCUUUAUUUGUAUUA
Coregonus clupeaformis (lake whitefish) is the source of this 3646-nucleotide messenger RNA. Its product is annotated as galactose-3-O-sulfotransferase 2-like. NCBI's taxonomy places the organism in Eukaryota, Metazoa, Chordata, Actinopteri, Salmoniformes, Salmonidae. Bases 172 to 2190 code for a protein of 672 amino acids. Gene Ontology annotation, molecular function: galactosylceramide sulfotransferase activity. Gene Ontology annotation, biological process: glycolipid biosynthetic process. The transcript is spliced from 4 exons. The record is from RefSeq and is a predicted model, not a curated record. Gene Ontology annotation, cellular component: membrane.